Porites evermanni is the source of this 14088-nucleotide messenger RNA. The record is from the annotation of a GenBank genome assembly. NCBI's taxonomy places the organism in Eukaryota, Metazoa, Cnidaria, Anthozoa, Scleractinia, Poritidae.
AUGGCGGAUAAACAUACUCUGGUGAGGUGCGGAGUGUUUUGUUUGGUAAAUUUCACCGGUAAAGAUGAGCCUUUAAUCUGCUGCGGUGUCACGAUAUCACUAUAAGAUGGCGGUAAGUGUUAAAACGAAAUUGAUAACGAAAUUGAUAACGAAAUUAGAACCUACCAACUCAAAGUUGUUGAGCUAAAACUUAUGCGUCCGUCUUUGGGACCUCAGCGUAAAUUCAUUUAUGACUUUGUAUUCACUACGCGUUUUUGUUAGUUUUUCCAGGGUAGAUUCCUCUGUACCUCUGAACGUUUGUUCGUUGUAUUCCUUAUUGUGUCACCUAAUUUAAGGACCGCUGAUCGCGUUUUUACGCAAUUUUAUGGCGCCGGCCGGCGGCCGGUGGGGUAUUAUCAGAGUGAAGGCAGUGAUGCGAAACAUUGAAGCCCUUUUACUUUUGGGGGUGUUGGUGACUCUGAAUCUUAUGUUCCGAAACAGAUUUAAUUAAGCUGCUUGUCUGGUGAACAUUCAUGCGCAGCUCAACACAGAGUAAUCUGAACAAACGUUUGCUUAACGAGUGCUAAGGAGUGUGAAUUUGAACACAAAAUUUGUGCGUGCAUAUUCACACUCCUCACACUCCCUUAUUUAAUCCUUCUUAAUCCAAACUGGUGGCAAUAGUACUUUUCUUUUAUAUUUACGUUAAUAGCCCUUUUAUAGUUAUGGUAAUAGCUGCCUUUGCCACAAACAGAUCAAUAGAAUUCAUCAGAACUUUUACUUCGAAAUGAGGCAUUGUUAGUCACCUCAUGUGGGUGGGGGGAGGGGGGAGGAAAUCAAUUGUUGCACCUUGUGUGUUACAUUAUUAGAAACUGUAUGAACAAGUGAUUGACACCAUGUGACCAUUUAAUACAGGUCGAGAGAAUGUGUAGUUCCAGAAAAUAUCCAGACCCCCACCACGGAGGGAAUCUCACUUAGGACCCCCCCACCUCCCUGGAUUUUCCAUUUUUGCAGGGAACUGAUGACCCCCCACCCAUUUGGAAUUUCCACAAGUGUGACAAAGACCCCCCAACCCCUCUGGAAAAGUUCAUUUUCACGAAGAAAGACUAUUAAAGUAGAAGAAUGAGGCAACUUAUGGUUAGUACCCAACGGUUUCCAUCAGAAGCUUGUAUGUUUCUGUUUCCAUUUAUUUGAGUGAUCUUGCAACAUUAAAACCCACUACACCGCCACAAAGCAACCUGAUCUGUCAUUUUUGCUUAUCUCUUACUUUAAAUGAAACAGAGAAAGUUAAUAAGUCGGUUAUAUUUGUGAAUUUACCUUAAUCAGGGCAAGCUUACGAUUUGUUAUUCGUCUCGAGGGCGUAAUGUUGAUAGAAGUAACGCCAUUUCGUGCGGGAAUGCAGAACAAGUCAAACUUACGACCACAAAAUUAAUGCAAAACAAAGAGGAGAAUAAAAACUCUGAAUUCUGAAAUGAUAACAAUGAAUACCCCCUGCAUCUUGAAGGUACUUGAAGGGAAACCAAGUUCAAUUUACUGUUUUUCGAUCGACUGAUGCGACGUGAUGCGCGAUGGCCGUAUAAAUGUUUGGUGAAAUCGAGACCAUUUCAGCGAGAAUUCGAUCAUGAACAUGCGACACGUUCAACCACAAAAUUAAGGGAAAAUGAAAAGGAGAAUAAAAACUCAACAUUCUAAAAUGGUUACAAUGCAUAGCUUGUGCUUUGUGAAGCAAAAUUGCCACUCUUCUGAUCUAUCAAUCGACUGACGCAACGUGAUGUGUUGCAUGAUGUGUUGCACGCGUUGAUGUUUUGAGGAAGACUGGUAACGAGUAAUGGCGGCCGAAUAUACAAGCAUGCGAUAAAACGAGUUGUAGUCGGUCUAAUUCCUUUGAAAUUACAUCCAAAACGCCUUUGGAAGAAAGGAAACCUGGUUAAGAUCAAAAGGAACAAUCUUAAGUCAUAUAUUUCAAGUUAUUUAUGUCCUAAGAAUGAUCUACCAGGUCGGUAAGAAGCAAUGUUCCAACUCGGGUCGAAAACGAAAUGAUAUUGCCCCCCUGGAAAGUGAUUUUAUGGUCCAACCCCCCUCCCUUCGGGAAAUUCCUGGGCCUCUGACCCCCCCACCCCCCUGGAAUUUCCAAUUCCCUCCGUGGUGGGGGUCUGGAUAUUUUCUGGAACUACACAAUACAAAAAGUCCCGUUGGGACUUUGCAAAUGGUUCUUGCAACUGCUUACAACGGAUUCAGGUUGAGCGUUUAAUGACGUCAGUUAUCGCGUUUGUUAUCAUGGUUGAUUGGUUGCAUUGCGAGGCAAGUUGUCAGACGUUGCUAGUCAGGACAUAAUAGCGUUCUGUUGGACAAAAGGCGCAUUACAGAAUGUAAACAUGUUGACCGUAAGCAAGAGCGGUCGCUCUUAUAUCCCGGGAAAACCUUUAUCCUCUGACCUAAGACAUAUCAUCAUCGAUAAAAUCAUUGAAUGAGUAGGUGACCCACUAACAAUGAUAUUUCCCAGUCGAUUUGUAAAUUUAGUGAGCAUCGAGCAUGCGUCUGUGUUAGCUCGCUAUCCUCUGCUCCCGUCUCAGCCAUGUUUUUUACUCUGUGAAUAUCAGUAUCUACGGCCGACUCUUAUUCUGAUACUCUUAGCUCCGUUGUCUAAGAAACCUUUCAUCUGCAAGCUAAAAUACUUUCUGGACAAAUCCACCUCGUCGACAGUUUUAUCUUCCUUUACUGUAAUUCGCAAUAAAUUCAUCCCUCCAAGGUGGGGCACCUCGUUCACAAUGCAUUCUAUGAACUUGCUGUAUUCCAGGCUCAUAAGCUCUUUUUCGACAGUAUAUACUGGAGUUAUUCUUUUUGUAGAAUAGUAGGAGUAUUCUAUCUUGAUUUCAAUCGCCAUGACAUACAGACCGUUAAGACAACACGCCUUUUCAACGCAACCAAUCAACCGUGAUAACGAAACGCAAUAACUGACAUCAUUAAACGCUCAACCUGAAUCCUCUGUAAUAGCAGUCAAAAUAACAGUACAUUAAGGGAAGUAAUUUUCAGGACUUUGAAAACUUACCACUUCAUGGAGGGUGACCACUUAAUACAGGUUUGGCUGUAUGUCAUUGUUUCAGGGUCAUGUUGCAUGUCAAAAUUUUACGCUAACAGGCGUCCUAAAUUUGCCAUCAGUUUGAAAAAAAUAUUUACAAAUGUUGCUUUUCAAAGGCACAAUUCACCUCAAACUUCAUGCAAUUCCAUACUCCCAAAGGAAUCUCAUUGUAAAUCAAGAAAUAGAUAAUCUGUACCAAAUGGCAAGAAUAAGUUUAUUGUUCUUUGGAAACACCAUGCAUGGCCUCUGGUGUUUUUGCUAAUCUAGUGGUUUCUGGUGUUUUUGUGAAUCUAGUGACAGUAAGCAUUUUACAUGUAUGCAAAAUUAUCGUCUCAACAAGUCACCAAUUUUUACCGAUUGUCCAAAGGACACCCAGGUGCUAUCCUGGCUAAAUUUUUGAUCACUGCAGAACAUAACACAAAUUUUUACCUAAUUGUACAGGAUGAGAAAAAGCUGGAAGAGGAACUUGCGUCAUUCCGACGUGAAUGGAAGGAAGAGAUUAAACGAACUGUCACUGACAGUGGCUCAUCACGAAAUUCACCCUCUGUGGAGUCGCCCUCUCCAUCUAGCCGUGAAGGCUCUCCAAGUCCACUGCUUUUGGAAACUAAGAACUCUUCUAAUACAACACCACUUACUAAGGAGGAAAAGGUACUAUUUUGAUUCUUUUUACUUUGAUUCUUUCUGAUGAGGAUACAUUGACCCAAUGUACAUCUUUUUACCAGAUUAUUUUUACAAGAUUGCAAGAUCCUUUUUUUGUUUAUUAUCAUUCUCAUCAUCAUCACCAUUAUCAUCAUCAUCAUCAUUUUUUAUUAUUGUUAUUAUGUACACUUUAACUCUACAGUUUUGCUGGUCAACCGAAAAAAUUCCCUUGGAGAAAUUUACAGCUAGUAUUCAAGGGUCACAAGGGUCUGGCCAUCUUUCAAAUCUCAAGGACUCUUCGUAAUAUUCUUGCAGUUUGUGGUAAUGCAAUCUUUGGCAGGUCCCCUGGUCUUAACCUUAUGCCAACAUUCUGAAGCGACUUAUUCAGGCCUUCAGGGAUUGCUCCCAAAGCUACAAGAACAACAACAACUGGUAUCAUCUCCACCUCACGCAUAACCUAUACCAUUGAUAUCUCACACAUGGGCCCGUACCAAAAUUAACGCUCUAGCUAGUAGGUAAAUGGGGCCAUAAUUUUCAGCCAAUUCCAGGCUGAAAUGAACCAAGAUAGGGCCUUAAAAAGUUCAACCAAAGGUAAACCAAAAUGAGCCUCACUGAAACAUAAAUAUAUCAGCCACAAAAUAAACCAAAACUGAACCCAAAUCCUAACUAUGCUCUAGUGAUGCAAAAACUGGGCCAAAAUUGGGCCAAAUUACACCAUCACUUUGGCAGAACGGUAACGCGAUAAUGACCUCUGUCUGCACGCUGCAUAUUUCUGUAAUCCUGUUCGAGCUAAAUUAGGCCACAUUUGGGCCAAAAUUAUUGAUUCAUUUUUAUGUUUGUCUUGAAUAGGCCACACAGUUGUUUUCACAGGGGGUGUCUGCUGAGAGACGUGGAAAUGUUUAUGAAGGUAAAAUUUGAUUUUCAUGUGGGUCUAUGCAAACCUUCACAACAGUUCAAACCUAAAUGUUCGAAAAAUUCUUCACAAACUAAAAAUGAAGUGGUUACAUGAAAUACCAGUAACAUGACUUACAAAUGACAAACAGUUUUCAAGAUGCAGAAAUCAUGAUGUAAUUUGUUUUGUAUCUAAGUUACAUUUAAAGUAUAAAAGCGAAGGUCAGGUUGUAUUUUAUAAGUUAAUGACUUAAUUAUAUCAUUUUGUCCAGCAAAAUUUGUUAUUAUUUUACAGGGUUCGCACAGUCUUUAAAAAAUCCUUGAAUUUUGCGGGAAGUCCUAGAAAAGUUGUUAAAUUCCAUUUUUCUUUGAAAAGUCCGUAAAUUUCUGUGCAAAGUCCUUGAAAAGUCCUUGAAUUUUCUUCAACUUUAAAUGUAGUGGCCUGGAAAGUGUGUUUUGAUGCUUUUUGGUUGUCCAAGGUAGAGUAUAAAUCAUAGCUCCAGGAAUUUAAAGGUUAUUUACCUAAAGCGCUCUAUGUUUAAUGCAAAAAUUAACUGUCACUUUAAGACAAGUGAACAGAAAAAUGUAGAAAAGUUGGUGAAUCAAACAGUUAAAGCCUUAAAGUCUUAGAAUAGACUGGGAAUGUGCUUUUUUGUACAAUCUGUGAAAUUAUAGUCCUAGUAGGUGGUCUUUGAAAAUCUAAUGUGGUCCUUGAAAAGUCCUUGAAAAAUGGUUGCAAUUUUUUGGGGACAACACUGUCUUAGCUGUUAUAAAAGCAGUCUUCUUGCAGCCAUUAAAUGCUACAUGUGUACAUCUAUUAAUGAAGCCUGUAGCAGGACGUUUUUGGUUGCAAUCUGACUUUGUAUCAAUGUAACAAAGUGUACAUAAAACAUUUAUCCUUCUUACUCUGGUGGCAGCAAACCUUACUUAAUAACAAUGAUUUAAAAAUGAAAAGAAACAAAGUCAAAGAAAGGGAAUAAUUACAAUAAUAGUGUACUUUGUAACAAAAUUGUAUGUCAAAUGGUAACGCCCCCCCUUUUUUUUUUUUGUUUGUUUGUUUGUUUGUUUUUUUCAGCUCUUCAUUUUUACAGGCGAGCUGUUCAGCUUGUGCCAGACAUAGAAUCAAGGAUGAUAGAUUUUACCAAUAACUUAAUGCAAGGUAAAAGUUAAGGGGACUACUGUACAAGUGUUCUCUUUUUUUUAAAUUUUAAAUUUUAAAUUUAAUUUCUUUUCUUUUCUUGUUUUCCUUUUAUACUUAAGUUUAAAUGUGAAAUUUAACAUUUGUUUUUUUUUUUUUUUAUGAUUUUGUAGAUGAGGAAGAUAGUGAUAAUGAAACUGACUUUUCGUAUAAUGUGGUCAAGGAAAACCAAGAGUAAGCCAUCUCACUGUAACUUUUAUUUAAUUCUCUUGAGUAGUGUGUAUUUCAGUAUUGGCUAUCUUUUUUAAAACAUGUCUCGGCAUCAGUUGAAUUCCAAAGAUAAAUGGUCCAGUUUUGUUGUUUGCAAGGGUGCACAUGGAUUCAAGGUUAAAAAAAUUGGGCCAACUUUUUCAAGUUUUAAUGCUGAGCCAAAUCACCCAAAAAAAUCCAAAUCACCAAAAAAUUAUUUUGGUUAGGCCUGGUUCACACUCUAUACUUUUCAUGUGCCAAACCUAAUUGAAUAAGUUUGACUUUGGAGCGACACUGGUGCGACAUCUGAUCAAGACCUCGCACCAUGACAUUGUGUCAAGCCUAAGUUAAGUUCAACAAAAGUUCGACAGACUCUGCUGAACUAAUUCAGACACCGCUCUUUUACCAUACUUAAUUCAAUAGUGAGGUUCGGCACAUAAGUGGAGCAGUGUCUGAAACCAGGCCUUAGUGCUCCCUGAUGAAAUUUGAUUCUCCAUUAUAACUCUACAGGAGCAUUUUGUGUAUGCGUAAUUAAAAGGUACUAAAAUUUAGUCAAUUCUCUCCUGAAAAAAAUCCCCUUCAACAGAUAUUGUUUGAUCAGACAGACAUUAAUAGGUUUUGGCUGGUAAUUCAUUAUGUAAAAACCUUCUAUGCCAACAGGGUUUGUACAGGUCAUGGAGAACAUGGAAAGUCAUGGAAUUUAAGAAUUUCAUUUUCCAGGCAUGGGAAGUCAUGGAAUUUAAUUGUCGGUCCUUAAAAGUCAUGGAAAAUUAAAGUUUUGUUGGUAAAUUAGUUACUGCAGAUGACAAAGCAAGGACAAUGCAAGACAGAGAUGAGUAAUUAAACAGCACAAAAGGCACACAUUUUGGUUUGUGUCUGUUGAACUGUUUAAGGUCAAAAAAUACCCCCAAAGAAGGAAAAUUGUUGUGAAAAUUUUUGUAGGUGAACUAAACCUAAGGUCUUGGAAAACUUGACAAGGUCUUGGAAAAAGUCAUGAAAUUUGAAGAGCUUAAAAGAGUAUGACCCCUGUGCACAAUGUUAUAAGAAUAAAUGAAUUAUGCAGCAAAAUAAAAAAGAAAAAGUUUAGAGUUAACGUCAGCUACAGGAUCUAUGUUUUACAUGUUGUUUUUUUUUGUUCAAUUUUGCAGCACUUGCUAUUUAACAGACCUGACCAAGAAGUUUAAUUCUCUGUCUGUAACAGGAAUUUGUCAGCCACAAUAUGAAACUAGGGUAAGGUAACUGUACAUGUAUGGAACUCAAAACUCACUAUGUUCUCGAAUAAAAGUCCAUUUAAUGGUUCUCUUCUUUGUCAAUAAAAAAUGACUGCAAAAGAAAGAAAAAGGACACUAAGGGGGAUAUUACAUGACGCGCUAUACAAUUGCCUUUCAAAAUGGCCGCCGAAUGAUCUGUACAGUACCGGAAAUGAUCCCCAACCGCAAAUGAUCCCGAGACCGCAAAUGAUCCCCAAAAUGGACCGCAAAUGAUCCUUGACCGCAAGUGAUCCCUAAAGUCAACCGCAAAUGAUCCCGUGAAAACUUGAGGAAUGGAAUGGAUUUUAUGGGACUGAUUACAAAAAAGGACUAAUAAUAAAAAAGAAACCUUUUUCUCUCACCUUUUAAAGAAUUUAAAGAAAAAGGGAAGGAGGACGCUACAUCUCAGGUCAAUUUAUACAAGGCGAAAAAAAAGUGGAAUAAAUCUGAAAAGGAAUGGUAUUAACCGUAUACUUCUUCCUUUGUCGAUUGCUUCAAUUUUCUUUCAAGAAUGUUUCGUCUUUUGAAAAAUUUAAGACCGGCAGGACGUUACGCCGAAAAAACUCUAUUAUUUUAACGCCUAGAAGCUCAACUUUUCUACUGAGGAAUACAAAGCCGGGCACCCUCUACAUAACAAGAGCUUUACUGACUUAACUGAUCUUUUUGAAAGCGUGAAAUUAAUCAGCCAGAAUAUUUCAUUUUGAUUUUUCUCUGAAGUGUUAAUUUUACGUGAUAAACAGCAAGACAUUUGUUCGUAAAUUAAGUGCCCGUUACGAAACAAGACAUGAUUUAACAUAAACAAAAGUGAAAAUGUCCCCGAACUUAUCAAUGUCCACAGGUUUCGGUUUAUUUCGAAAUAGCAACUUUCUUACAUCUCAUGAACGUGUUGUGAAUAGUUAUAUUAGCGUUUUUAUGUAUAUUCAUUUGUUGUGCUUUGCUGAAGACAGUUACCAGGAAUCUAAACCUGGUAAUGAGAAACGCCAGGUAAGCGGUAGUUAUUGCGUGACAAAACAUCGUAGGAAACCGUCACAUUCACGGACUAAAAGAAAAUCGCUUAUGAUCAUUCGGAUCCAGGAGGCACUUUGGAGAAAAUUAAACAACCUAAAACCCUUAUUUAGCGGCAAUGAAGAGCACUGCAUUUCAAAAGAGGUCAAAGGAAAUGCUCUUGCAUCAAAGGGCAAAUCAUGCCGACCAGAAACAACACAAACCGCAGAAAAUGCGUGUCAUGAUCUCUCAGUAUGAAAUAAGCGGCAAAAAUCACAUUUGCUCAGUCAAAACGUUUUCUUCAGAGGUAUAAUCCACCCGCCACACCUGGAAAAAAGUCAUUGGAAUAAGCAGCAUUUUAGCAUGAGGUAAGUCGUGUGUUGCCUACCGACUUCGUUUUUACUCUUGAAUGAUUUUUUUUUCAUUUAGUUUUUAUUCAUAUAUUUAUUUGAGAAGUAAAAUUUAGCUUUUAAUCUGACUCAUUGUAAUAAUAAUAUUAAGUCGACCAAUGAUCCGCUAACUUGAGUCCACGUCAUUCCCAUUUUUCUUUCGAGAUCAUUUGCGGUCGACUUUGGGGAUCACUUGCGGUCGAGGAUCAUUUGCGGUCCAUUUUGGGGAUCAUUUGCGGUCUCGGGAUCAUUUGCGGCUGGGGAUCAUUUGCAGUACUGUACAGAUCACAAACAACCACGCUUACUUGUAGGACAUUUUUAGUGGUAAAUUACCCUGAAAUAGCAUUGACCUUGGAAAAAUGCUUAAUUCAAGGUUAAAUCAUUGUUUGCUUUACUUGAACUGAGCGCUUCUUCAUGAAUUAUGCGAUUUUUCUUGAUAUCUUCAAGUUAUCACACAUCGCUUCUACAAAAGUAUAAACGAGGGUGAGCCUAUGGAUGGAAACUUAAAAUAAAUGUAGUAAGAGGUCCGUAGUUUGAAAGAAUAAUAAAAUUUGAAAGGGCAUCGCAAUUUUUUGCAAACUUAUCAAUUAAAGCGAUCAAAACAUCUAUGAAAUGGAAAGUUACCCCCCGAGGAUGUAUUUUUAGGUACAGAGCCCCCCUCCCGUCUGGGUUUCCAGAGCCAUUCCCCCCCCUCCCCCCCACUCUUGUGAGAUUUUCCAGCAUGCCUUCCGUCGUGGGGGUGUGGAUUUUUUCUGGAAUAACCCAAUGUAGUCAAAUAUCAUCAUUUUGAAAAUGGCCUUUUCUAUCCUUUGCGGGCAUGGAACUUAUACUAUGUUAAUGAGUUUUAAACAAAGGUAAAAUAGAAUUAAACUAAAUGUUAGACUGAACCAAAGUACCUAUAUGCACUGUACCUACAGUGGCUACAGUAAUGUCUAAUCUUAUGUUUCAAUUGUUUUCUUCUAGAUGACACACAUCUCUGCCAUUCCUCUUGAACUCAUUGUUUAUAUAUUUAAGUGGGUUGUCUCCUCAGAACUGGAUAUGAAGUCACUUGAGCAACUGGCAAGGGUAAAUUACAGCCAGAUGAGGCUAUACAGAACUGUAUGAAGCCCCUGUUAUAGAAACAUGAGAUAGUGCUAUCAACUGGACAUUAAAUAACUAACCAGGAGAUAAGUACUGUGUAUUAACCCUUUCAAUGCCAAAUUUAGCCAAAAGCAAAUUUCGACCAAAUUUCAUUUUGUGAAAUUUUGAAAAAUAAAUAGCGCCAUGUGUAUGUACAGGCAGAGAGGUUUCAUUUGAAUGGUCACAUCAUAGGAUUUCGCCUGCAGACUCAAAAGUUAGAGUUACCUUACAAAACUGCAUCAAGUACUCCGGCAGUGAAAGGGUUAAGGAAACCAAACAUUUGGAGUUAUGAAGUGGACAGAGAUUUGUCCAGUGGAGAGCAUUGUCCACCUUUUGAACAACUGGUGCCAGUAGACUUGGGGCCUGUUUACAUGGAGGCAGGGCCCCCAGAUAGGUGAGGUAACGUGCUGCAUGUCAGCCCCACCUAUCAUGUAAAUGUGAUCAAAUUAAAAUGAGAGAUUAUAUUUAUGGACAGGCGGGUUUAUUACCCCACCAAAGCGAAUUACCUCACCUACCUGGGGUCCCCCACCUCGCUGUAAACAGGCCCUUAACUGCCUAUUGUGUAAUGACAUUUUUUUUUUGUUGUUGGGACCAUAAUUAUAAGUAGAGGACUUACUUAUGUAUAAGUCAAGCCAGUAUAUAAGCUGCUCCUCAAUUUUUGAAGCUUCACUAGGCUUUUGGCAUUUUUGUCAUUAUUAAGGUUAAAAUAAAUGCACAGAAGAUCAUCACAAUUGAAGACACAACUUUUGCGGUUGCAAAAGGAAAGCCUGAAAAAAUUUAGGCUUGUUGGGAUUCAAACUUGACCUCUCAAUACUAGUACAGCAUUCCAACCAAUAAUUUUGAGUUAGCAAGCCAACUGGAAGUAAUAUUUGUUUCAACCAAAAAAAUAAAGAAAUAAAUGCAGGGAAGAUUACGACAGUUAAUGGGGAAAAAGCCUGCAAUUUUCAGGAAAAAAUUCAGCCUAGUUUUUUUCAGGCUUUCUUUUUGCAAAUACAUAUUAAUGUUUUUUCUAAACUGCAAUUGAUCUUUCUUGAAUUUAUUUCUUCAUUCUGUGGUUCAAUUAUAUGAAAUUCAUAUAAAAUUAUUUGUAGGGUUUAAUUGCCUACUAUGUAAAAUGACUUUUUUUCAUUCCUUGUUGUAACCAAAUUGGCAAUUUUUGUGUUAAAAGUAAUGGGUUUACCAACCUCAAACAACUUUUUUUGUGUGUGUGGUGGAUAAAAGCGCAAGUCCCUUUUUGCUGUCUACAGCUUAACACUUUUUUAUUACUCUCUGUAUUUCCUUGGGUGACAGGUUUGUAAAGGCUUCAGUGCUUGUGCUAGAGAUCCUGAGAUAUGGAAACUAGCAUGUAAAAGGUACAUUUUCUAAAUUGAAGCCCCAAUUUUAUGUUUACUGGAUUGUAGCCAUUACGCACUACAUCUACAUGUAUGUCCAUGUAUCUGUAAAAAAGCAAGUUUAAAGUCCAUUUAAAUUGCCCUUGUAGUGCAAGAGUACUUAAUAUAAUAAAUCAUUUUGAAGAUGAUUAGAUUAAAAAAAAUAAUUUUUUUAGAAGUUAGUAAGUUUCAGUCGAGAUCCACGUUUGAUCCAUACUCGCUGGUGCCUCAGUUUUCUUUUUGAGGACUUUGCUAACUUUGCACUUUUGUUUCACUUAGAAAAAUAUAUAUUAAAAAAAUACAAUAGAUGUCAAGAUUGAAAUGUCUGAGAGAAAAAUGGGAACUAUAGGCAUGUGAACAACUGUAUAAGACUUCACAAACCAAGGAGUCAGACCGAGGGCAUACCAAAAUAGGUCAAGGUUUUCUCAAGUUUUCUCUACAUUGUAAGUCACUGUGUGUGUACUGUGUUCUCUUUCUUUAUAAUCAUAAUUAUUUUUAGGUUGUGGGGGGUGAACUGUGGCAGUGCUGCUCAUUGGAAUGGCUGCUGGAGACUGAUGUACUUUAAACGUCCACAUGUUCUAUUUGUCGGUAUGUAAUGAUCUCUCUAAUAGGAUGGUUUUACCCCAUUCUUGGUGUUAAAUGAAUGGAUUACGGCAGCUGUAGUUUGCUUUGAUUUUACAGGAGUCUACAUAGGCAAAACAUCAUAUGUGAAACAAGGAGAAAGGUCCCUGGAUUGCUACUAUCGGCCAUUUCAUGUGGUGGAAUACUAUCGUUACAUGAGGUUUUUUAGUGAUGGUACGGUUGUCCUUCACACAAGUGCUGAUGAACCUACCAUAGCUAUUCAAAGACUGAAGGUCAAGCUUGCUGGCAGUAACUCUUCUGUUUCUGUGGGGCAUUACAGGUUAAAUGGGGACAAGGUUUGUUUCUCUCUUCUUGUUGAGGGUUGAUGCUGCUACUCUUACAUUAGAACUCCCGUUUAGUAAAAAAAAUUAAUAGUUUAUUUAUAAAGAUGAUGUGAACUGCGGAAAUGAAAAUUCAAAUGAAGAUAUGAUCAUCACAGUGGUAAUUGAAAUUCAAUUUAAUAGUAAGGUCAGUAAGGCUGUAGGAAGAUUUGUCAGGUCACUGUGCUCUAAGGGAAAUUUUAUUAUUUGUAGUAGGAAAGACCUCCUUCAGGUGUCGUAAUGGCUACUUGUAAACAUUGUAUGUAUAUAACAGGGUUGUCGCUAAGAUUUCAAGUUGCCGGGCAAAUAUAACAAGGAGGCGGGGAAUCAAACGGCUAGGGAUUUCUUUUGAUUCUUUUUUCUUCUAUUAGCCGGGAGCCACUCUCUUAGUAGCCGGGGAAAAUCCCCGGCCCCCAGCUCUUAAUAAUAACCCUGAUAUAACCAUUAAUUUUGACCUGCCACAGUCAACAUCUCACAUUCAACAAUUAAUAUCAGAAAGGAAGUUAUGAUUGUUUGGGGCCAUGCAGGGUGGUUAUAGGUCAAAUCGAUGAGGAUGUAGUUAUGUGUCAAAGAUCCUGAACUUUGAAGUUGGGAAUUUUAGGUGACCAUUGUUGUCAAUAAAAAGAUGGCUACGGAAAGCAACAAAGGACGCAGGACAAGAGGGCCUCCUCCUUUGAUCAGUGAGCAGAUAUUUCACAUGGUAUGUGGUCAGAGUCUGAUUUCACCUUAUAAUAUCUAGCGGAUUCUUGGAAGCGUACCUAGGGCCGAAAAUCACAUCCACAAAAGGAAGGGAAAGAAAAAAUAGAAAGAGUGAGGAAACACGAGAAAAAAUGCAAUGGUUAUUGGUUACUCUGGAGAUAGUUAUUGAACAAAAAUUAUUUAAAUAUUAAAUUAACUGCUCAAGGUAGGGGUCUUUUGGCAGCAAUGUUUUCAAAAAUGAGCUAGGAAAAAAAGCAUGUUCAUAAAUUGUUAGACAUUUUUUAAAAUUAUUUUUAGUCUCAAGAUUUAAAGCUUUUUCAUAACUUUUUACUAUUUUUACUAUUAUUGCUCCUGUAACACGUCUUUGAACUUUAAGGAUACUGGUGUUAUAUAAAUAUUAAAUAUUAUUAUUAUUACUAUCAUUAUUAUUACUAUUAUUAUCAUUAUCAAUAUCAUUAUAUAUUAUCAUUAAUAAGUAGUGAUAAUAUAUUAUCACUAUGCUUUUAAGUAUUAAAAGUAACACAGGUUAUGGCGGAUUCUGAUUUGGUUACCAUGAACUAUUAUGUCAAUUACUUGUAAUUGAUUUCUUUUAAUUAAUGAUUUUUUGUAGGAAUUACAGAUCAAAAGCACUAGACAAAAUAAACACCACAAUCAGUUAACCUGGCUUUACUACAGCAUCAGCACAAAGUACAGGUAUAUCUGAGAUUCUCUAAAUUACCAGUUAAUGGUGACAGUUCAUAAAGGAUUUAUAGCUUCACCUUUUUUUUAAUGUAUACUUUCAGGUCAUCUGGUCAGACAGUCUGCUCACAGCUGGACUUGAAUGACCAGUUUCCACCUCUCUACUUUUCUGUUGUCAAGAGUAUCAGCAACAGUGCAACUGCCCCAUUACAAUAGAGUGACUGUAUAAGUGCAUCAAAGUUUCUUUGGGUCUCAGCAAGUGUCAGUAAAACAAUUAUGUAAAGAGAAACAAACGCUACACACCAAACUUACUGCUUGUAUAAUGAAACAAUUAGAGGUACAAUAAAACAAGUGGUUUUUCAACAGAACAAAGAAGCAAAGUCUUCAUGUCAAUUUCCCAAAAUAUAAACAUACCAGAGAAAUAUAAGGCUUUAGUUUCUUAGUGUUCUCAGUUUUUUUUAGAAUGUAUAUAACAUCACAGCUGUGAUAACAGUUUUUUUAUGCAAGAUUUCAUGUGGCUAAUAUGCAUUACCUAUUCACAUUUUUUUCAUUAUUGUAGCGCACAUUGUUUAAUGUUGAACAUUAAAUUAAUAUACAGUGUAGAAAAAAAGUUUUUUUUUCUCCAAACUGACAUUUUUAAGCAUCCAUUUAACACAUGUUAGUGUUUGUAGGUUUUGUUUUGCUUU